AUGCCUAACGAUUUCGUGGGACUCUCCCUUGAAGAAGCCCUGAACAACUUUAUAUUUAAAAGCACUGUGAGAAUUGCCUUGCUGAACCAGGAAAUAAAGAGCCUUAGAAGGCUUACUACAGAGCGCACAGAGGCGUAUAAUGAUCUGUGUGGUGCAGUUCUCAAGCAUGCAGAUGACACCCGUCAGAUAGUUCAACACAUAGAAGCACUUUCCAUUGCGCAGGAGGAAAAAACCUCUCUUCUUGAGUAUUUAAAGGUAGCCACUCUGGAAAGUGCCUUUUACCAUAUGGGGCAUGCUUUAAUUGAAAUGAAAGGACUUCAGGCUGUUUCAAAUAUAAACACAUGCUUUGUUAGAAGGACCAAAAAGUACUGGGUUGAUUUAAAUAACAUUGAGACGCUGUGCGGGCUGAUCAUACCCCACCUACCUGUAUACAUCUUUGGAGAUGAUGGCAGCGGCAAGAUCUCUUCCUAUAUUUCAAGCGUCUAUUUUGACACAAACUCAUUCCACCUAUAUGAUAGAAGAAUCAAAAGAGACCAAGGCGCAAAGUCGCUCAGAAUUAGAAGCUAUGGAGAGUCGUCAAUUAUAUCAUACGUAGAGCUAAAGACCCAUGAAGAUGGCUGGACAGGAGAAAAAAGUACAAAGAAAAGGUUUCUUGUGCACACCAAACUUAUCCCAAAGUUGGCAAAAGGCAUAGAUAUAUGGGAAGAAAUUAAAACCAUAAAUACCAGUCUAAAUGAUGAAUCGUUAAUCCUAUAUCAAGAAGUUCUUUCUUUGAUUAGAGACCUUUCUUUAAAGCCUGUGGUGAAAACGGUUUACAGAAGAACUGCAUUCCAAUUCCCUGAGGAUUCUUCAAUCAGAAUAUCUCUGGACACAGACCUAGCUAUGUGGAGUGGGGAUGUAGGGAAGUACUUUCCAUAUGCCAUUUUGGAAAUAAAGCUGGAGGAAGGCAAUGAAGAGGACUGGGUGCUUGCACUGAUGAACAGCAGCCUAAUCAUGCCAGUCGAUAAGUUUUCAAAAUACCUUCAUGGGUGCUCUGUGCACUACUCUAGUGUACCCUCCAUUCCAUAUUGGUACAAUCAGAUCUCCAUGUCCUUCAAGCAAGACUUUCAAAUAACCCACGAGCCUACGCAAAAUAUAAAACUAGAGAAGAUAAAUAGCGAGAUAUCGAAUUUACUACACUCCAUAAUAAACAGGUCUAACCAGAGCAGCUAUACUUCAGAUGAGGGAAGAAAUUACAGCAGUGAAAGCUCAAGUGGGUCAAAUAGCACCACAGCUCUUCUUACUAAUUGCUACCUAAACAGCAGCAGACAGCCCAAUGAAGUUGCACAAAAUAGCAGUACAAGUGCCUCUCAUAAUGAAUAUUUAAGAGAAGAAGCAGAGAGGCCACCCGGUGUUUCCUAUGAAGCAAGUGAGACAAAUCAGUGCUCUGAAACUUCUCAAAUGGGCUGCGAAUGCAGUGGUCUUAAUUGCGGUAUGCGCUCUCAAAACACGCAACAGCCUCAAACACAAAACAUGCAACAGAUACAUACAAAAAACACAAAUGUAAACAGACAAACAAUGAACACGGAAGAAACACCCGAAAGAGACUUUUUCCAACCAAGUGCCCUCAGAAGGCCUGGAGAGCCUGCUGUGCCAUCUGUACCAUCUUCUAAGCCUGUUACUGUUCCUGUAAGAGUUGAGCCAAAGGUCUUUUUUGCAAACGAAAGAACUUUCCUAUCUUGGUUGCAUUUCGCCAUCUUUAUUGGUGGAAUUGGAGCCGCAUUAAUGGGCUUGGGGGACACCCACGCAGCCCUCUCUGGUGUGUGCUUUAUUAUAGUUUCUGUUAUCUUUUCCAUCUAUGCUUUGUACCUGUACAUGUGGAGGGGUAAUAAAAUUAAAGAAAAGGACCCUGGCCCAUACGACGAUAACCACGGGCCAAUCAUUCUUGUUGCUGUCUUCCUCUCUGCAAUGGUUACUUCUGUCUUUUUUAAGUUUCCCUUGAAGUGA
Messenger RNA from Nematocida ausubeli, 1986 nucleotides. RefSeq lists its product as uncharacterized. Lineage: Eukaryota; Fungi; Microsporidia. The transcript has a single exon. The record is from RefSeq and is a predicted model, not a curated record. Bases 1 to 1986 code for a protein of 661 amino acids.